This is a messenger RNA of Adineta steineri, 579 nucleotides long. Lineage: Eukaryota; Metazoa; Rotifera; Eurotatoria; Adinetida; Adinetidae. The record is from the annotation of a GenBank genome assembly.
AUGCAGUCCAUGUUAUCACGUUCACUCUCGUAUAGCACAACAAAUUUGUCGAAAAAUCGAAGCGUUCUUAUCGUAGGUGCAGGUGUAGCUGGUCCCGUAUUAGCGUAUUUUCUUCAUCGUUAUGGCGUACGACCUGUAGUAGUCGAGCGUGCACCGCAACUGCGAACAACUGGUCAAACUGUCGAUGUGCGUGGUGCCGGAAGAGAGGUCAUACGACGCAUGGGUAUAGACCACAUAGUUCGCGAAAACAUCACUCAAGAGGAAGGAGUGGCUAUUGUUGAUAGUGCGGGGCGCACACGAGCCGCAUUCGACGUGAAGAGCUUUGGUGAUCGAGGUUUCAUCGCCGAUAUUGAAAUACUUCGUGGUGAGCUAGUACGUAUAAUUUAUGAGCACAGUCGUAAUCAUACCGAAUAUAUCUUGGGUGAUCAUCCUUUAUCGAUCAACGAUCGUGGAGAUCAUGUGCAGGUUACGUUUGCUAGCGGUAAUGUACGUGAAUUCGACUUGGUUAUCGGUGCUGAUGGAACGCAAUCAAAACUCGCCGUCUCGUCUUUGGGAACAAUACUUCGAUCCAUUAUCUAA